This is a messenger RNA of Paramormyrops kingsleyae, 513 nucleotides long. RefSeq names its product relaxin-3-like. Gene Ontology annotation, cellular component: extracellular region. Gene Ontology annotation, molecular function: hormone activity; G protein-coupled receptor binding. The record is from RefSeq and is a predicted model, not a curated record. Lineage: Eukaryota; Metazoa; Chordata; Actinopteri; Osteoglossiformes; Mormyridae.
UGGAGGGCAGAGAGGAGCAAACCUGCUCAGCGAUCUCCCGCCGCUUGGUAUCCUGCCGUGAUGUGGAAAUCCGCGGUGCUCGCUACCUGCCUCCUGGUGUCCCUGGUGCUACCGGCGGAGGGGAACCCAACGUUCGGCGUCAAGCUGUGCGGCCGCGAGUUCAUCCGCGCCGUCAUCUUCACCUGCGGCGGCUCGCGCUGGCGGCGAGCCGGCGGUGCAGGAGACCUCACCCAAGACGUCUUCUCCGCUCACCAUGACGAGGCCCCUGACAGCUGGGUCCCAGACUCUGUCUUUGGCCUCCCAUACCAGCCACUUGCUGAGGCUGAGCUCCCCGGCUGGGGGAGGGAGGAGACCGAGCGAGUGCCUUUCAGCCGGCCUCCCCGCUCGGGCAUCCCGGGGGAGGUGCUGGAGACGCUGCACACAUCCAGGAAGGGCCGCGAGGUGGUGGCAGGGCUCUCCAACGCCUGCUGUAAGUGGGGCUGCAACAAGAGCGAGAUCAGCUCCCUGUGUUGA